CAUCUGUAAAUAAACUGACAUAGUCACACACCACCAUUUUCACACAGUUUCACACUCAAAACACACACACAACCCCAGAUCUUCACAACCUCCCCAAAUCUUCAUCAUCAGUCAAAUUCCUUCAAAACCCAUCUCAAAUUCCCUCUAAAUCACAAAACCCAGAAACCAAUUUGAUCAAAUCCAACCCCAGAUCCAUAAAGAUCCAAUCUUUAAAAAAAUAAAAUGGGGAAAGGUGGUGCCUUGAGUGAAUCUGUACUAAAAAAGAUCAUACUUUCUUACACAUAUGUUGCCAUCUGGAUCUUUUUAAGCUUCACUGUUAUUGUGUACAAUAAAUACAUCUUAGAUCGAAAGAUGUAUAAUUGGCCUUACCCAAUUUCUCUAACAAUGAUUCAUAUGGCUUUUUGUUCUUCAUUAGCUUAUGUUAUUAUAAAUGUUUUUAAGGUUGUUGAGCCUGUCCAGAUGACCAAAGAUGUUUAUUUGAAGAAUGUUGUCCCUAUAGGUUUGUUAUAUUCUUUAAGUUUAUGGUUAUCGAAUUCGGCUUAUAUAUAUCUGUCUGUUUCCUUUAUCCAAAUGCUUAAAGCCCUUAUGCCUGUAGCUGUUUAUUCAAUUGGGGUUUUGUUGAAAAAAGAAGGGUUUAAAGGGGAUAUUAUGACUAAUAUGUUGUCGAUUUCGUUUGGUGUUGCCAUUGCUGCUUAUGGUGAAGCACAAUUUAAUACUUUUGGUGUUAUGUUGCAACUCGGCGCGGUUUGUUUUGAGGCGACCAGGCUUGUUUUGAUACAGAUUUUGUUGACUAGUAAAGGAAUUACGUUUAAUCCUAUUACGUCGUUGUAUUACGUUGCGCCUUGUUGUUUAGCGUUUUUGAGCGUGCCUUGGUUCAUUGUGGAGUUGCCUAAAUUGAGAGAUACUUCGAGUUUUCAUUUGGAUUAUUUGGUGUUUGGGACUAAUUCGUUAUGUGCUUUUGCGUUGAAUCUUGCGGUGUUUUUGCUUGUUGGGAAGACGUCUGCUUUGACUAUGAACGUUGCUGGGGUUGUUAAAGAUUGGUUGUUGAUUGCAUUUUCGUGGUCUGUGAUUAAGGAUACUGUGACACCGAUUAAUCUUUUUGGGUAUGUGAUUGCAUUUUUGGGGGUCGGGUAUUACAAUCAUGCUAAGUUGCAGGCGCUUAAGGCUAAAGAAGCGGAAAAGAAGGCUGUGAAUGCUGAUGAUGAGUCUGGGAAGUUGUUAGAAGGAGAAGGAGAGAAAUCAAGCAGGAAAAACGAGUCUGAUAAUUGAUACAUAUUGAGAGGACUCAAGGAGUAGAGACAGAAAGAGAUAAAAGAGUCAUUUAGGUACUUAUUAUUGUCCAUUUUAUGUUUUUAAUUAAUUUAUCUGUUUUAUGUUUGUGUAAUGUUACUCAAUGUUCUUGGGCUAUUGCGUUUGAGGAUUUUGUCUGAGUAGCUCGGAAAAGACUUGUUAUAUUUUGAUAUGUGAUGUGAUACGUAUUUAUAUAA
Messenger RNA from Erigeron canadensis, 1487 nucleotides. Its product is annotated as probable sugar phosphate/phosphate translocator At5g25400. Gene Ontology annotation, molecular function: antiporter activity. Lineage: Eukaryota; Viridiplantae; Streptophyta; Magnoliopsida; Asterales; Asteraceae. The record is from RefSeq and is a predicted model, not a curated record. The coding region runs from base 223 to 1269 and encodes 348 amino acids. The transcript has a single exon. Gene Ontology annotation, cellular component: Golgi apparatus; trans-Golgi network; endosome.